Cheilinus undulatus (humphead wrasse) is the source of this 3434-nucleotide messenger RNA. RefSeq lists its product as uncharacterized. The record is from RefSeq and is a predicted model, not a curated record. The transcript has 5 exons. NCBI's taxonomy places the organism in Eukaryota, Metazoa, Chordata, Actinopteri, Labriformes, Labridae. Bases 103 to 876 code for a protein of 257 amino acids.
CGGAUGCUAUGCUCACUUCACUGCAUUUCCUGCACCUGUUAAGCCUAUUUUAAAAGUUUUGCUUCCAGUUUUUCUCCUCAUUGACAUCGACAUUGGGUUAAAAUGUUGCUGCUUCUGAGCUGUGUGAUAAUUGCAGGAAUCACAACAGAAGGCUCACUGAUGACACACCAUGGAGUGAAAGGCAGCUCAAUAUGUCUACAAGCUGGACAUUCAUCAGCUUUUAUGGAUGUUACAUGGAGUUUAAAUGGUGCAGUUAUUGUUUAUAGCAAAAAAUUAAUGUCUAACAACACUGGGAAAAUGGAUUAUUACCCAGGGAAUAACACCUUGCGUAUCAACAAACUUGCAGAAACAGACAGUGGUGAUUAUAAAGUUACAAUUUAUUAUAUGGAAUCAGGACAGUUGAAACAGUCUUCUGAGACCCACCAAUUAAUGGUUCAUGAAGCUGUUCCAACUCCAGUCAUCAGGAUGUCAGUAAUGGGCUCCAACUCAUCUGCUGCAUUCUGCAUCAUAUCAAUAAACUGCUCUGUCCUGGAUGAGUGGUUAUGGACUAUCUGUGAUGAAGACAGCUGCAGGACAAAUCAAAGCUUUUUCAAUAAAUUCAACAUCUCAGUCUCUGCUGAAAACAGAUCUGUGUACUGCAGUGGACACAACCUUGUCAGUACAAGCAAUGUGUCUGCAAGGAUGGAUCAAACAUGCUAUAGGAAAAUUAGCAUUGAAGAUGAAGAGACAGCACCAGCAUUCAGUGUGAUAAUAAUUAUAUUCGCAGUUGCAGCAGGCAUAACCAUUUGUGCAUUUAUUUCCUGUUUGAUUAAGAGACUCUGUUCGACAAAAUGUAAUCAGACAUCCGGCACACAGAUGAACACAGCCAGCCAAUAGAGGACCAACCACAACCUUUGAACAGAGGCUCCACAUCUUCUAGUCAACCAGACGCUGCUUAUGAAAAUGUGGACGUCACCCAGCCCAGCCAGAUUAACAGCACAAGCAGCAACCCAAGGGAAGAGCUGAGGUCAGCGGAAAGUCGGACGGUGGAUACCAUCUACAGUGUUUCAGAACUGCCCAAGACUGCCCAAGAGGCAUCCACUUCAGCAUCUGUCAAUUUCAGGGGGGCAGAGGAUCCCACGCAAGUUGAAACACUGUACAGUGAUUUUAACAAGCCAAAAUGAUAGAGUAACACAUAUGGCAAGCGGUUGUAACAUUUAAAGGUUAAUUUGACUAUCCGGAAUUAAAAUUGUAGAUAUCUGUAAUUCAAUUUCGCCUAGUCAAAAAGAACAUUUCAGAUAUCCGCAAAUACAUUCUGCCUAUCCAAAAUUGUCAUUUCAGAUAUCUACAAUGUCAUUUUGACUAGGUGAAAUUACGUCACUUUUGCCAUUCAUGUGUAUGGGGUUUGUCAUUCUGGAUAUCCACAAUGUCAUUUUGGAUAUCCACAAUGUGAAUUACUGAUAUCUGCAAAUGAAUUGUAGAUAUCUGUAAUUCUAAUUCAAGAUAUCUCUAAUUGCAUUUUGACCAGGCAGAAUUAGAAUUACAGAUAUCUUUAAUUCACCUCAAUUCUGUACAAUUCAAGAUAUCUAUAUGUCCCUUUUUCGGAUAUCUGAAAUCCAAUUUUGACUGGGCAAAAUAAAUUGUAGAUAUCUACAACUGAAUUAUUGAUAUCUUGAAAUGAAUUUUGACGAGGCGAAAUUAAAUUGUAGAUAUAAGUAAAUGUAUUUCUGCCUAGUCAAAAUGUAAUUAAAGAUAUCUUGAAUUAGAAUUUUGACUAGGUGAAAUGACGUUGCAGAUAUCUGUAAUUAUGACAAAUUUGGCCUGCCCACCACUUUGGGUGGGAGCGGAGCAGGUUGUUGUUCAAAUCAUCAAAUCUAUGGAAAUCCACUCGCCAUACAUGUCACAUUGUAGGCCUACCUGUGUGAGCCAAAGCCAUGACUGCUUCUUUCUUCCUCUAUUCAUAGAAAUAAGGAAAUAAACCCACUUCUUGUUUGAUUAUGGUGGGAAGGGGAAAUGAUGUAUUUCUGGAUAUCCAAAAUAGAGCAGCGUCAUUGAUGGCGUCAUUGAUGACAUUUGAGAUAUCUUUAAUUCACAUUCUGCCUAGGUGAAACUGAAUUACAGAUAUCUGUAAUAGUUAUUUCGCCUAGUCAAAAGGUUAUACAUGUAUUUUUACCAAAUGUUUUUCUUAAUUUCAUUUUGUUUUGGCUUACUGUUAUUUUUUAAAAUUUUCUUUAUAAAAUGUCACGAUCUCUGUAAUUCUCCUAGUUUGGGUAUAUGACCAAAAAGGUAAGUCUAAUUUUCUUCCAACACCAAACCUAAUACUGCGUUUUUAAUCGAAUUUCUUUCCUGCUUAAAAAUGACAAAUUACAAAGAGGCUCAAAGAUGUUUUGUUCUUUUUUUUAUCAAUAAGAAAGAGUUUGUGUAUUAUAAAGAUUGGCUGUGUUAUUGGUGAAGUCACAGAUAAUGGAACAUGACAAAAACAUUCAACAAAAGUCAACUAAAUUUCCCUUUUUGAUAAAAAUGUAAACUGCAAACUUUUAAUAUGCAUUUUGUCAUUUUAGGAAAAGGGAACUAUUUACAUUAACACUGAGGUUCUGGAAUUUUUAUCAGCUUAGAAAUAAGACGAAGAUUAGUGCCCAUGUCUCCAUCAGAUGCAAACAUGUCCAUCAGAAGAAUAUUGAUUAUGAAUUCAUGUUUUAUUGCUUGUUGGUAUUGGCCCUCAGUUUUUACAAUGCUUCCUCGGUCAUGAUACAGUAUAAUCAUUGAGGGGAGACCAUGAUGGUGUUCAUGUUCUCGUACCAUUUUGAGUUGAUGAAGUUUAAGCUGCCUGCUACCUUGAGGACAAUUUUGUAACAAUAAAGUGGCCAAAAAGUUUUGGGGUUAGUUUUUGAUUCAGUAAAGCCAUAUUGCAGAUGGUAGUAAAAGCCAAGUACAACGUAAGUAAACUUGAGGUCGGAUUGUUUUUUUAUUAUUCAAAAAUGGAUCGCUUGGAUUCAAGCUUACAUAAACAUGCUAUAUCUAUUUGUAAGUAUAAUAUUGUUCAGCCAUGCUUAUUGUAUUUUUGCCCAAUGCUGCACUUAAGCUUUGAUUGUAAAAACAAUGUGUUUUCUUUCCACAUAUUCUACUGGUAGCUUUUACAAGAGACAAACAUUGACUUGUCUUUCUACAGCAGUUUUCUACUUUUAUCAUUUCUAAUAAACUGAUAACAACAAAGGUUGGGAUUUAGCUCACUCAUUUGCCAGAAUGAGAAAUGCAAGUGGUGACUAAAUUCAUGUUGUGAACUUGUAACACACUUGUACACAUAAAAAACAUCACAGAUAUUCCAAAGCUGUUAAAAUAUUGUGAAAGAGUAAAUAUAUAUAUAUAUAUUUAAUAAAGAAAACUAUAUUUUUUAUGAAUACUUCUAUUUUGAAUAACUUUAACAGGCCACAGAAUAAACACAAACUUAAAAAAUG